GCCCAUCAAUCCCGGAGACGCGACAGAUCAUCGCUGCGCGGCGCGUCUCUUCCCCUCAUACGGACCGCCCAACAUCGUCAUUAGCAGCCCGCGUUUACAAUUAAUACCUGGCCCGCCGGCGCUGCUGCGCUCGACCCUCGCCGUUACACCGUCUAGCCUCUAUCCGCCCACCACCGCCGCAUGAAUACUGAGCAUCCCCAUAUUAUUGAUUACGGCAACAGCACACGCCCCCUGCAACUCUCUUUGCCCUGUGCCCAGGCGAUUCCCCUUUCAGCUCCCGAAGCUCGAGGCCAGGGUUGUGCUGCGCGCACCAACCAGCGCACAGUUCGCGGGCCUAAGCCCCUCAAACACUCGAUAUCCUCUCAUCUCCCAUCUGCCCCCUCACGAUAAUGCCACCCGGCGGCAACACCCACCUCUCCUCCACCCAGCACAGGAGCAAGCGGCCGUACCAGCCGCCCAUUACCAGCUUCUUCACGCCCUACGACUUCGGGGAUUCUUCUGAGAGCGAUAACGAGCGGGGGCCUGGACCAAACACCCAUAGGCACAUCAGCGCUAGUGGACCGAAGCACCAACAACACCCACAUCAACAAUUUCAGCAGCAGCUCCCAGGGAGCGUACAGGCCGAUCUCCUCAGUGUAGGCAUGCGUGUGCGGAAGAGCGUGCCUGAGGGCUACAAGACGCACAAGACCAUGUCGCUGCCCUCGAUCCAGACCACUCUCACCAUGACACCGAACGGCACCUCGACUACCAUGACCACCACCCAAGAUCACAGCGUCAAGCCGCCUCGCGAUCCCGUACCUGCCCAAGUGCUGCACCAGCGCGAGCUACUGCCCUUCUGCGGCCUGCAAAAGAUCGGUGGUUAUGCCGAACAGCCUGUCACCAACGUGCACCUUUACGGCGGGGCAGAUGCCUCGGGCGAGCGUGCGCUGAACAUCUUUCCCUUGCCCGCCGAAGCCUUUUCGCAACCCUUCAGCUCACAGUCUUCGACGAGCUCAUCCAUCUCGAAUUCAUCGUUUCAGGCCCCCAAUCCUGCCAACUUGCACAAGCGCUCUUGGCAAGAUGAAGACGAAGCGCCCGCCCGCCUCAGCUCAAAUUUCUUGUUCAAAAUACCCGUAAAGGUGUCUGAGGACGAGGUGCCUAUCUCGCCUCUCUCGGCAACGCCUCCGAAUGGCUUCCCACAAGCACCACUGCGGCCGUUCGCGCAGCCUAAAACAAGGAGAUCGGGCUUGAGAGCGACGGACAUCGAUGGCAUGAUCGUCAAGGAGGUGGAUAUGGACAUGGAUCUCGGAAAUGCGGACAUGACCGAAGGGCGCGUGGUCGUUGGAAGCUCCAGCGAUUUCGACGAGGCUGAAUUCCUGCAGCCGUGGGGUGCCGGACGAGAAGUCUGCAUGACUGGGAUAUGAGCUUGACGGCCAUUCAAUGGCCCUCUUACGCUUCAUGUUCUCGCUUUGAGUGGCCAUCUCGCCACCUUUUACGUUUCUCUUCUUCUAUGUUUGAACACGAACCUUUCCUUCCCGUCCUGUUUUAUGUUGAGCGCGGCAUACGCUCAUCUGCUUUAUACACAGCUUUCCCUGUUGUCUUUCCCUCUUCACUCGGCAUGGCGGAAGGCGUUCGGUAGUGGGAUGAAUGUCUGGACAGCGCGUCUCGACUCGGCAUAAUGGAGUAUACCCAUGGUUUUGGUUUCUUUUGUCCUAGGGUGGAAUUUUCGUUCACCGUAUGCUGCCUUUCGUUCUCAUAAUGUAUUCUUCAGGCAUCAGUGUCGGAAUAGAAAUGGAAGUCGUAACAAAUCAAGUGCA
Molecule: messenger RNA, 1796 nt
Organism: Paraphaeosphaeria sporulosa
Lineage: Eukaryota; Fungi; Ascomycota; Dothideomycetes; Pleosporales; Didymosphaeriaceae
Exons: 1
Coding region: 390-1403 (337 amino acids)
Cellular component (GO): nucleus; cytoplasm
Molecular function (GO): ribonucleoside-diphosphate reductase inhibitor activity
Source: RefSeq, a predicted model, not a curated record